AUGGGUCCUUAUACAGUUCUUACCAAAGAUGAGGAGGAUUUAUUAGUACAUUGGGUUUGUACUAUGGCUAAGGUCGGAUUCCCCAUAACAAAACUCAAACUUCUGGACAGUGUGCAGCACCUGAUUGAACAACUGAAAUGUAAAAAUCCCUUUGUUUUUAAUCACCCAGGGAAAACUUGGUACAGUGCUUUUCUGAAGCGACAUCCCAAUAUUGGGAUUAGAAUGUCACAAAAUCUGACAUCAAGCACGGCAGGAGUAAAGCCAGAAGCUAUAAGAAGCUGGUUUGAGAUAGAUAAAUAUUUAACAGAGAACACUUUUAGGUCAAUCCUUCAAAGUUCCACAAGAGUUUUUAAUUUAGAUGAGACUGCUUUCUUUCUGAACCCCAAAGGAAACAAAGUGUUGGCCCUGAAAGGAGAAAAAAAAGUGUACCAAAUACCACAGGAAGUAGCGGAGAGUGUACCAAAACAUUGGAGAAUAGGUAAAUCUAAAACAGGUUGGAUGACAGGUCCAUUAUUCUUUGAAUUUAUAACAAAUGUUUUCCUUCCUUACCUUCUAGAAAAGAAACUACCACUUCCAGAAAGUUUGAAAAUCAAGGUACAUCAGUGGAGAUUGGAACAUUUGGAUCAACCAGUGCUUAAGAAGAUCCAUUUUGCACCCUUACUGGAACAAACUUUGGAUGAGUUCAUUAAACCUUCUGUCCUGCAGAAUGGAUUCAGGAGAACUGGACUUGUUCCAUGGAAUCCAGAGGCUGUAGACUACUCAAAAAUUCCAUCAGUGAGUGAUGAUGUUAUAAUUACUUCUCACAGAACUGCCACUUCUGAAAAAUUAAACUUAAGAGUUGGAUUAGAGUCUACAAGUGAUGUGUGGGGAGGAAAUAUAAAUGACCAGUCUUUGGUUUUGCUUUGGAGGGAAAUUAAAAAUGAUUGUCACAAUUCUAUCCUUUCCCAGUCUGUUGAUGACACACAUAACUGUGUGGCAAAUCAAAAUGAAAAAGUGGAGGAAGGAAAUGUCCAUCCAGAUGAAAAACAAAAUAAGGAAGUAAUCGAAAGUAAAAAACAGGAAGACAUGAAAAGCUUGGCAGGCAACAACCAAAAUAAAGAAAGACAGGAGACUAAUGUAACAGACCAGUGUGUCACGCCCAAGAAUUCAAUGAAAAAUUCUGAUUUUCCUCAGUGUGCUUCUAUUGGAAAUAUUAAUAGGAAAUCAGGGGACCCACUAAUCCCCUCCCCAUUCAAACGUGCAUUAUUUUGGCUACAGAAUACAGAAAAACAAGGGAAAAGAAGAUUAAGAGAAAAACUUCCAAGUGUUGUGACAUCCAACCAGUGGCAGGAAUAUCAUCAUAAGAAGGAACAACUGAAGCCAAAGAGAAAGACUAAAAUCUGA
Molecule: messenger RNA, 1383 nt
Organism: Schistocerca piceifrons (Central American locust)
Lineage: Eukaryota; Metazoa; Arthropoda; Insecta; Orthoptera; Acrididae
Exons: 4
Coding region: 1-1383 (460 amino acids)
Source: RefSeq, a predicted model, not a curated record